AUGCUUGGUGUUUCUCGUCAAUGUGAAGUCACUGGGAGGAAAUUAUUCUCAGGGAAAGUACUUUCAAAGAACUUUAAAUAUUUGAGUAACCGUAAAUACUCAUUAGCCACAACAAAGAAUGGAGCAAAAUAUGAAUCCAAAAAAUUCAACAAAGCUCAAUUGAUGGCUAUCGCAGGGGCAGGUUUGAUUGCAACAACAACUUUGCUAUAUUCCAAUUUCAACUCCGAAAUUCAAAACGAAUCCAAAUUGGCUCCAAAACGUGUCAUUGAUCCAUCAGAAGUUGCAAGACAUAACACUCCUGCAGAUUGUUGGAUUGUCAUUAACGGUGUCGUUUAUGACUUAACCUCAUUUAUUCCAGUACAUCCUGGUGGAGCUGAUAUUAUCAAGUCAAAUGCUGGUAAAGAUGUCACCGCAAUUUUUGAACCUAUUCAUGCACCAGGUGUCAUCGAAAAAUAUUUGCCACCAAAAUGUCGUAUCGGUACUCUAAAGAAGCCAAUGCCUGCUGAAUUAACCUGUGAUCCAUACACCCCUGGUGAAUCAAAGGACGAUAUCAUUAAGAAAUUGGAAUUAAGAAACAACCUACCUCAUCUAGAUUCGAUUAUCAAUAUCUACGAUUUUGAGAAACUUGCUUCUAAGAUUCUUUCCAAUCAAGCUUGGGCUUAUUAUUCUUCUGGUGCUGAUGACGAAAUUUCAUACAGGGAUAACCAUUCUGCAUACCGUAGAAUUUUCUUUAAGCCAAGAAUUCUUAGAGAUGUUUCCAGUGUGGAUGUCAAAACCACUAUGUUAGGUUCCAAAGUAGACGUCCCAUUUUAUGUUUCAGCUACUGCCCUAUGUAAAUUAGGUAAUCCAAAGGAAGGUGAAAAGGAUAUCGCUAGAGGUUGUGGUCAAGGUGAUACCAAGGUUCCACAAAUGAUUUCCACUCUUGCCUCAUGUUCAGUAGAUGAAAUUGUCGAUGCUGCUCCUUCAAAGGAUCAAAUCGCAUGGUAUCAAGUUUAUGUCAAUUCAGAUAGAAACAUUACGAGGGAUAUGAUCAAACAUGUUGAAAAAUUGGGAAUUAAGGCUUUAUUUAUCACUGUCGAUGCUCCAUCUUUAGGUCGUAGAGAAAAGGAUAUGAAGAUCAAAUUUUCUGGUUCUGAUCAGGGUGCUAAAGUUAUGAAAGAACCACUAAAGAAAGUAGAAAAGAAAGAUGACGGUGAGAUGUCUAAGGGUGCUUCCACCACUUUAUCAAAGUUUAUCGAUCCAUCUCUAACAUGGGAUGAUGUCGUUAAAAUGAGAAAAUGGACCAAGUUACCAAUUGUUAUUAAAGGUGUCCAAAGCGUAGAAGAUGUAGUUAAGGCAGCCGAGCUUGGUGUUGAUGGUGUCGUGCUUUCCAAUCAUGGUGGUAGACAAUUAGAUUAUUCAAGACCCCCAAUUGAAGUGUUGGCCGAAACUGUGCCUGUAUUAAAGGAAAAGCAUUUGGAUGGAAAAUUAGAAUUAUUUGUUGAUGGUGGUGUUCGUCGUGGUACUGAUGUCAUUAAGGCAUUGUGUUUAGGUGCUAAAGGUGUAGGUCUUGGUAGACCAUUCUUAUAUUCUAAUUCAUGUUAUGGUAAAGAUGGUGUUGAAAAAACCAUCGAAUUAUUGAAAACCGAAAUCGAAAUGUCCAUGAGAUUAUUAGGUGUCACUUCAAUUGAUCAAUUGACUCCAGAAUUAUUGGAUACUACCAAUCUAAAGAGCAGAACAGUGAAUGUUUCUAAGGAUGUCUUAUUCGAUACAGUGUAUAGGAACCCAACACUUGCUGCUUUCCAGAACGGUUACGAUGACGAUGAGUGA
Naumovozyma castellii is the source of this 1809-nucleotide messenger RNA. Its product is annotated as FMN-dependent alpha-hydroxy acid dehydrogenase. The transcript has a single exon. NCBI's taxonomy places the organism in Eukaryota, Fungi, Ascomycota, Saccharomycetes, Saccharomycetales, Saccharomycetaceae. The record is from RefSeq and is a predicted model, not a curated record. The coding region runs from base 1 to 1809 and encodes 602 amino acids.